AUGGGAAAGAGACCGUCUCGGGGAGCUGAUGCGAACACGCGCAACAAGAGGGUGAAGAUUGUUCAUGAGGCUCCGACAAGCGAAGAGAUCCAUAACAGCCGGCAACUUCAGCAGCUUCUGGCAUUCGAGCAGGACUUGCAGAAAGCGAGACAUGGGUUGCAAUCAUUCAAAGUCUUCCUCGACGGGAUCCUAACACAAGAGGGCGCCAACAACGACGAGCAAGUCCAGAUCUUAAGAGACUACCUCGAAUCUGCGAAGCGACAAGAUGGCGAUUUCGAGACGACGUACUUCCCGGAUAUCAUGGAGACAUGGAGCUAUGCUUCCCACUCCAACAAUGACAACGUCAUGUCAGCGGUGGCGGUGACCCUGGCUCUGCUGUUGAAGUUCAUAUCACAGAGACUCGAGCUCGCGGCACACGGGUUGGGCAUUGGCCGAACGCUCCUGCACAAGCGGCAGCAGGAUCUCAUCGCCCGGAAUCUAUCAAUGGACAAGAGCAAGGAGUUUAUAAUAUCCCCGACGCUAAGGCUGCUGAGGGAGGUCAUCUGUCUUGACGGUGGCACCCUGGCGAAACCGAUUUUCCGCGCGAGGAAUUUCACCUUUAAGUCCCUGGCCCGGAAUAUGGGCAUUCGGUAUCUCGGCGAGGGUCUCGAAGAUAUGAAGAGGCCGUCGGCCCGUACGAAUGCCAUCCGCCUCUUCCUGAGUGCGCUCAAGUUCCUGCACGCAGAGGCCAAGGUGGAAUUGCUGUCGCAGAAGGAGAUUCCUCUGGCCCUGACAAAAUCUCUGAAAGAUGAUCCACCUUAUCUCAUCAUUGAGAUCCUCGACACACUCCAAAAUCAUGUUCUUAGGGACGAGAAACUCCCCGGACAGAUCAAGGGCAAGCUGCUCAACUCAAUGGCCCUGAGCCGGUUCGCAUCUCUUUACCAAUACGAGCACAACACUUCUAAGGACGACGGGAAAACAUCAGUGGAAGACGCUGUCCACACAUUUCUUAUGGUGGCGUGCACUUCUCCGACGGCAGGUAUAUUGAGGCCGCAAUCUGGGUAUUAUCCCGGGCAUGUCGACCCGGAUGACGUUGCGAUUCCAUUUGCCGGCGAUGAGGUGGAGCCUGGUCUGGAAAGCGUCACAUGGAUGAACAAGUUCCGUGAUGACAUCCCAGUGCGCAAUGUUCUUCUUGCAGACUUCGUCAAGUGCUUGAAGCCACACUCGAAUACCAAGCAGAGCGAGCUGCUCCUCGCUAUCUUCCAAGCCGCCCCAGAACUGGCGGCCCGGUAUUUCAUCGACAAACAGUCCUUCACAUUUGAUCCCAAGCUGUCCGCCACGUGGAUAGGCUAUUCUGCGUUCCUGUACAAGGCAGUCGAACAGCCCAUCCCAGACUAUUUUGGUCACGCGAAUGGAUAUGCUCGCGUUCCUCCGCCGACAUCCAUCAUCAUUGAUAAUAUUCUGCCACUUCCCAUGACCCAGAAGAUCCUUGUCAAAUGCCUGGCGCAGAGUUCGGACCUCAUUCCUUUCAUCGUCAUGCGACUGCUGGUGGCUGCCAUGCAGAAGCUGCAAAUAGCUCUCGGAUUUCACGGAGAAGCAGCAAAGACCCAGAACCGGUCUAUAUGGGAUGACUCUGCACGGAGACUUAUUGAUGAGUUCUGUCAACGGGCGCCAGGUACGAAAGAGGUCAUUGCGUGCUACAGAGGGGUGGGCGACUCAGAUCUGCUGCAGCGUGAGGCGGCGAGCCGGCUGCUGAGGCUCUACUACGAGGUUAUCCCUCAAGUGGCUCUGAUGGCCAAGUUUGACGUGUCACCGCUGCUCAUCCAAGCCAUCAAAGCUCUGGACGAGGAGCAAAAGAGCGACGAGGACCGCAGGCUUCGGCUGGUGGAAUUGGACAACCUACUCGCAAUCGCUGGAUACUCCCCAGGCAUGAGAUGGUUCGCCAAGUCCCAGGAUCUGCUAGUGUCUCCCUUUGUGGCUCUGCUCAAAGUCCUCAUCACUGCGCCCGCAGGAGUCUCACUGGAUGGGCUCAGGAGCGCUCUGGGUGCAGUGGCAGAAGAGCACCAGCUCAUCCAGUCUGCGGGCGGUAGCUCCCUGCCGCUCCUAGACACCCUGCAGUCGACGCAAGACUCGGCCGAAGUAUCAUCCUGCAAUGCUCUUUGGGCCUUGCUUGACAACAGCGCAUCAAGAUGUGCAACAGCUCCGGUCAAGUACCUUGAGAUGAUGCAAGAAUUCUAUGACGAAGCGGGUAGCGAGGAGCAACAUGGCUCGGGUGAUUCACUAAGUCCAUUCACGCUUGCGUUCAUUGAACAGCUUCCGUUCACCGUCCAGUCGGCAAGCGACAACGAUCUUUCUAUUUUGGCACGCUUCGUCGCCGACUACCUGAACUACUCGCGUGGCGAGAACAAGGACGACGACGACGUCUUCGGCCGGCUGCUGGAAAGGGUCGAGUCGGCCUUCUCCGCAAAGCCUUCUGCGGCCAAGCUGCUGAAGAAACACGCAAAAAAGUCUCAUGUCUCGCACGAGCUCUCAAAAUGGGGCGCCUCUUUUUCCGCUGGCAAGAUCGAUGAAGCCUCUGCGCAGGGGGAUGACGAUGACACUAUGUCACAAGAAGCGCUCACGGAGCUGCUCUUUGCCCCGGCUGCCUCCACAGACAUGGAAACCUCAGCCCUUUCGAAGUGGGCGACUAAAGAGGCGGAUGAGCUUAUUGAAGAGGGUUACGCUGCCUCUGUCGUGUCACUGCUAGCCUCCGAGCACACCAGCAUCAGGAAAGAAGCCCUCGUCAGUAUCUCAAAGAUGGCAGCCAAGGUGAACGACUCGUCAUACGAGGAGAAGCAGCAGAUCUGGCUCCUUCUCUCGGAGCUCGUGGAGUCAUGCCGCUCCCAGGUCGAUGCAGGUCCGGUGGCAAACGGGAUCGUGGCCUUUGCUCGUCACGCGCUGACGGCGCUCAAGGACCCGCUGCACUGUAUGUACGGCAAGGUCAACUCGUUCCUGCUUCGAGGACCGACAUGGAAGCUCGAGAGACUACCUCUUGUGCACGAUGUCCUCCAGGAGGGCCCGGAGCUUGACGACACGUACUACGCAGAGCUGAGCUGGCUCUUCUCUUACCUGCUCGACGGUCUCCAGGACGAAGCGGAUAUGUCGACGUAUCACAACAUGCGCUUGUUUGAACGGGUGCUAUCCCUAAUCGGCAAUCCGUACAUGCGCCAAAAUCUGAGAACAUCAGCUCUGAAGAUCAUAUACCGGGCGACGUGCAUUGAAGGGGGCAGCACAACCCUGGUCACAAGGUUCGGCAUUGUCAGCUGGCUUGCGGCGCAGUAUGCAGCCCAGGAUACAACUUCUGGGGGCGAGGUCUACAAGGCACUGCUCAUGAGGAUAUGGGGGACUGCUGAUCAGGGGCGAAUAGAGGAGUGGAGCAAGGAAGGCAUUUCUGAUUUAUUGGAGAGGGUAUGAUACACACUCAUAGUAAUCAGAAUUCACACAC
This is a messenger RNA of Cryphonectria parasitica EP155, 3463 nucleotides long. RefSeq lists its product as uncharacterized. NCBI's taxonomy places the organism in Eukaryota, Fungi, Ascomycota, Sordariomycetes, Diaporthales, Cryphonectriaceae. Gene Ontology annotation, biological process: maturation of 5.8S rRNA from tricistronic rRNA transcript (SSU-rRNA, 5.8S rRNA, LSU-rRNA); maturation of LSU-rRNA from tricistronic rRNA transcript (SSU-rRNA, 5.8S rRNA, LSU-rRNA). The coding region runs from base 1 to 3432 and encodes 1143 amino acids. The record is from RefSeq and is a predicted model, not a curated record. The transcript has 2 exons. Gene Ontology annotation, cellular component: nucleolus.